Entamoeba nuttalli P19 is the source of this 321-nucleotide messenger RNA. RefSeq lists its product as hypothetical. The transcript has a single exon. The coding region runs from base 1 to 321 and encodes 106 amino acids. The record is from RefSeq and is a predicted model, not a curated record. NCBI's taxonomy places the organism in Eukaryota, Evosea, Mastigamoebida, Endamoebidae.
AUGCGUUCUCUUUUCUUUUUAUUAAUUGCUUUGGUCUUAACUGUUUUUGCUGAAGAUAGUUUUGAAACAGAAACUAACUUUGAUUUUGAUGAUGAUUAUGAAGAUGAUGAAUUUGAUCUUGAAGACGAUGAUAUGGAAGAAGAUGAUGAAGAUGAAUUAGAAGAUGAUGAAGAUGAAGACUACGAAUUUGAUGAAGAGGAUUUUGAAAUUAAUGAAGAUGGUUAUGAAGAAGAUGACGAAGAUGAUGAUGAGGAAGAAGAAGAUGAUGAUGAUGAGGAAGAAGAUGAAGAUAUUAAAAUUGUUUCUGCUGGUUAUCUUUAA